AUGGAUAACAAGAACACCAUCUGGAGCCGCCGCCCCAACACCAGCAACCUGUCAUUGUCGACCAACCCAGAGGGACCGACCACUCAAGCAAGAGACUUCUCAUCUCUAUCACGCCGAAAUGGCCCCCAGUCCUCCCACGGCCGGUCGAACCCUUUUGCGGCUGUGGCCACGCCUGGCAGCGGCCUAGCAUCCCCCAUUGGCACAGGAGGUUCCAAUGUCUUUGCCCUCGGCUCAGGCGGUGCCUUCGCGGCCUUUGGUUCAGCUAAGACCCCCAAGACGACGGGCAAUCCUUUUGAGAUGGCUAUGGGCACUAUUGGAAGUAAAACACCCUCAGCAGAGAAGACCUUCAAGGACGCUGCGAGACCCCCCGGCAACGACGAUUCAACUACGGCCGACUCCUCGCCAUCUACUCAGCCUGGAGGAUCCCACCCGCUCAGUGACACGUGGGUAUUCUGGACGCGGCCGCCCAUCAGCAAGGCCCACGGAUACAUCCCAUACGAGGACACAUUACACCCCAUGAUGAUGGCGUCCACCAUCGAGCAGUUCUGGACUGCGUAUACACAUCUCAAGGCUCCCUCCGAGGUACCGUUAAUGACCGACUACCACAUCUUUAAGGAAGGUAUUCGCCCGAUAUGGGAGGACAAGGAGAACAAGGACGGAGGCAAGUGGGUUUUGCGCCUCAAGAAAGGCGUGGCAGACCGCUACUGGGACGAGAUACUUCUGGCUUGUGUUGGCGGCGCACUCUGUGACGACAACUCUCAAAUCAACGGGGCAGUGCUCAGUGUGCGCAAUGGAGAGGACGUCAUCUCCAUUUGGACCGCAUCUGCAGGGGGCAAGGUCCUCAAGAUCAGGGAGUCAAUGAAGAGCCUACUCAAGUGUCCGCCCAACACACGCUUUGAAUUCAAGAGCCAUGACGAGAGUCUUACUCAACGAGCCACGAUUGACGAGCAACGACGUGAGAGGGCCGCCAACAACAAUAACAAUAACAACAACGAAAACAAGCGACACAAUAAUAGCAACAACAACAACAAUAACGAAAGCCACAACAGCCGGCGCUCGCAGGAUGAGCAGAGGUCUUAG
Messenger RNA from Truncatella angustata, 1080 nucleotides. RefSeq names its product translation initiation factor eIF 4e-like domain-containing protein. Gene Ontology annotation, biological process: translational initiation. Gene Ontology annotation, cellular component: cytoplasm; eukaryotic translation initiation factor 4F complex. Bases 1 to 1080 code for a protein of 359 amino acids. The transcript is spliced from 3 exons. NCBI's taxonomy places the organism in Eukaryota, Fungi, Ascomycota, Sordariomycetes, Amphisphaeriales, Sporocadaceae. The record is from RefSeq and is a predicted model, not a curated record. Gene Ontology annotation, molecular function: RNA 7-methylguanosine cap binding; translation initiation factor activity.